Messenger RNA from Alnus glutinosa, 852 nucleotides. RefSeq names its product NDR1/HIN1-like protein 10. The record is from RefSeq and is a predicted model, not a curated record. Gene Ontology annotation, cellular component: plasma membrane. Lineage: Eukaryota; Viridiplantae; Streptophyta; Magnoliopsida; Fagales; Betulaceae. The coding region runs from base 10 to 708 and encodes 232 amino acids. The transcript has 3 exons.
CGUUCUGCCAUGGAUGGUCCAAGGCAAAAUUCUGAAUAUUGCUUCUGUUUGUCUGAAUGUUCUUUCAAGAGAUGCUGCUGCUGUCUUCUUAUCUUCCUUGUGUUUAUAGUUGUGGCAGUUGGGGUGGCUAUCUUGAUUGUGAUCUUUCUUUUGAAGCCUGAAAAGCCAUUUUUCUCCUUCCAAACAGUAAAAUUGGAUUGGUAUGAGCUUGAUGCUUAUUCUGGUUCAGUCCUAUUUGUCUCAUCUGUUAUGACACUGACGCUGAAUGCACAAAAUCCUAACAAGGUUGGCCUAAGGUAUAGUCCUUCACGGCUUAAUGUAUAUUAUGAAGGGGUGCCAAUAGGAGUUAUUCGAGUUCCAGGGUUCUUUCAGCCUGCUCACAGCAACAAUGUCAGCGUGCGAACGCGGGUUUUGUUUCAUUCUGUGAAUGUCACCCAACUUGUUGCAGGGGCUUCGUUGCAAGAUGGGUCAAGGAAAGACAUUAUUCAGAUGAAUAUUUUAGGUGAUGUUAGAGUUCAGCUGUUGGUAUUUGAUAUGAAUUUUUUAAAAAUCAAGGUUGCCCUAGAUUGUGACAUUAAUAUUGACUACAAAGAGCUUGCCCUUGAAAGUGAAGUUUAUAUCACAAGGGUUGUUCAAAAACACUUCGCUUCUUUCCCACCCAACUCCAAAUUUAUCUUCAUGAAGUGCGCUUUGGCUUUCUACGCAUAAAGAUCCCUAAAUCAGUUGAGGGGUCACUUUUGAUGCAGAAUGUAAUCAUGGUUCCUAAAGUUUUCAAUUGUCAAAUCCAACUAUGGAUACAACUUUCCUCUUCUUAUACUUUCCAGUGCGUGAUCUAUUUUUCGACUGUAAUUA